Molecule: messenger RNA, 459 nt
Organism: Scomber scombrus (Atlantic mackerel)
Lineage: Eukaryota; Metazoa; Chordata; Actinopteri; Scombriformes; Scombridae
Gene: il17a/f1
Product: interleukin 17a/f1
Exons: 2
Coding region: 4-459 (151 amino acids)
Biological process (GO): inflammatory response
Cellular component (GO): extracellular region
Molecular function (GO): cytokine activity
Source: RefSeq, a predicted model, not a curated record
UGUAUGAUGGCGACGAUGAUGAUGAUGAUGAUGAUGAUGCCGGAGGUGACAGCGAAUCCAAAAGGAGGCAAACACCAUCAUGCAAAGGAGCACAAGGUUUCCUCCCAUGAACCAUCGCUGGAAACCGUCCCGCUGCAGCUCGACUCCAACACGAUGGUUCCCUCCAAAAUCAUCAGACCGCUGGAGAACUCCUCCAUUUCCCCAUGGACCUACAAAGUGAGCCACGACCCGUCUCUGCACCCUGCGAUGCUGUCGGAGGCUCAGUGUUUGCUGCGUGGCUGUUUGGAUAAGGAAGGCAUCGAGGACCUGAGCCUGGAGUCCAGACCCAUCCUGCACCAGAUGAUGCUGCUGCGCCGGGUCAGAUCAGCUGGUGAGACCAACUACCACUACCGCCUGGAGUCCCGCCUCAUCGCUGUGGGCUGCACCUGCGUCCGACCCGUCAUCCAGUACCAGAAGUGA